Molecule: messenger RNA, 2211 nt
Organism: Oryza sativa Japonica Group (Japanese rice)
Lineage: Eukaryota; Viridiplantae; Streptophyta; Magnoliopsida; Poales; Poaceae
Source: RefSeq, a predicted model, not a curated record
GGUGCUUCCUCCACCUGACCCGAGCGGCUGCCUCCUCUGCCCUGCACGACCGGGCGCCGCUCCUCAUCUAACCCGGUGCGCCUCUUCCGCCUCCGCCUCUGCCUCCGGCACCGCCCAUCCCCCAACCCGCCUUCAUCAUCUCAUGACGAUUUGCCCCGUUUCGUACCGUACACCCACGCUGGUGAAUCCAUACGCCGCUGGCCCCGGCGCCGCCUCCCGACGCUCUGGCUCUCCCGACUGGGUCAUGCUGGAUAAAACAGCGUACAUCUCCGACCGCCGGAACGCGUCCACGGCUGAAUCCCAGACGAGCGAGGGCCAGAUCGUCCAGGUGUCCUUCUGACUCGUCGAUCCGCCGGGUUAUUCCUACUUCACCGUCCAUUGCCCGGGACUGAAGGGGGGGACGGCUUCUCCGACGAGCCCUCCGUUCUCGCCGCGGAAGGAUCCCUCGUUCUCUUCCGCGUCAAUUUGUCCCCGCGUCCCAGGAGGUCUGGCACCUACAUGAGCCCGUGCAACUACUUCGUCUACACCGCUGGCCCCGGGCGUCCAUGGCUCGACCUGCUUCCUGACCCCAAUGCCAUGCCCUUCAACUCCCAGCAAUUUGGCCUCUUCCCUUGCCGCAGCGGCGUCAGUGAGCACUAUGAUGUGGCCUUCCUCAAUUCUGAAUGGGUGGCCUCUGAUGAGGCUUGCCAGUUCGAGCUAUGCACCUUCUCAUCCAAGACCGGAAGGUGGAGCAGCAAACCAGUCUUGCUGGACUUGUCCCCGUCUGAGAUUCACAAGGUAGCGAUCGAGCAUGAGACCGACAAGCUGAUCACCAUUGGACACGAUUCGUUGGGUUUGGUCGAUCUCUGGCGUGGUAUUAUUCUGCUCGAAAAGCUGUUCGACGACUACCCGGUUAUGAGAUAUAUGACAUUCCCUAAGCCAGUGGUGUACACCAUAGAUGCGUACGGUGCAACUGUAUGCGGUGAAAUAGCCCCAGAGUGUGCUCGGGAUGUCGCCUGCUGCGAUGGUUUGAUCAAGUUUGUGGACAUAGAAUACUGCUACAGUGACGACGUCAAUGGUAAUGGUUGGAAAGCCACGAUAUGGAAUAGGAUGCUUUCUUGGAAAGAUUGGCGCAAGCGUUUCUCAGUUGACAAAUUUGACAUCUUGGUUGAUCCCAGUUACUCCACUGUUUUGCCCGAUCUAUGGGACGAUAAUACCAAAAUGAUGCAAUUGAAGAAACUGAUUUGUACUAUCCCCACUCUGAGCAUGUAUGACGACGAUUUUGUUUACAUGAUGUCCACGAUGACUGAAGAAGACAAAAAUGCCUGGAUCAUCUCUGUUGACAUGAAACAGAACACUCUGCAAGCUGUGGCCCCAAUUUCUGCUGAAAGGUUCUCCGUUCUCUGUUCAGAUUGUCGUCCCUGUGCAUUCUCCAAGUACCUCAAGAUUACCUCAGGGGUUGUCAUUCCCAAUCCUGUGGGCGAGUACACCAAGAGAAAUCAUCUUCAGGACCGUGUUCUGGAAGCGCUACGGACUCAAGACUCGUUGAAUGAACUUGACGAUUGCUCAGAAUUUGAGAGGUCAAACUUCGAGGAGUACAGGUCACUCGUUCAGUCCAGUCCAGUAUCAUCUCUGCAUUCCAAUAUUCAGAAUGUUGCUGGAUAUUAUGCUUCUAAUGAUAUUGAGAAAGCGGCCUCCAAAGCUGUGAAUAUUUGCUUACGAGCUUCGGAAGACCUGAAUCAGGUAUUACAAGAGUCAACCAGUUAUCCGUCAGCACAUGCUGAAGCCAUCAGGAGCAAAAUCAAUGUUGUCCUUAGAGCCAUAGGCAGCCUCGUGCAAACUGUGCCAGUGCAACCAAGAAUGACGACGGUUGCUGAUUCCCACGGCGUUUCGAAGAUUUAUAGCGAAGAAGAGAAAAACAACUCUCACGAACCAUAAACUGGAUAGUGGUAACACACUACACAGGCCCCACGUGGCGUAAGUAUGGGGCUGUUUGGAUAGCUUACCCACUUUGCCAUACUUAUUUGCAUGUGGUACACCAUAGUUUCUUGGCAACCAAAAAAGAGCCAUACGCCCAUACUUGUGACAAGCUUUUAUACUAACGAGUGCAUAACAUAUGGACCAUAAGAGUAGGAAAGUGUAUCAUAUGCCAUAUCUUUAGCUUCACUCAAACCCUCACACUAAAAAUUUAAACUUGUCUGAGUUUGAAUCAGCUUCUUGAGUUGAUUAUUA